AUGCCACCAAAGGAAAGGGCAGUUGCCACUCGGUCAAAGGCAAAGGGGGCCGCAAAUGACGCAAGGAAAAAUAAGUCCAUCGCCGCUGUGCCGUCUGCCCCCCCACCGCCAAUACCGGACGGCCGAGAGUUAUGGCUUGCCACGGACACCCUACAAAAGGAAAAGGCGAUGCGCAAUUACUUUCAGUUGGAACGUGAUAGGAUUAUUUCUUUUUGGGAGGUGACCAAGAAACAGUUGGAGGAUCUCAAGACGGAGCUUCGGCAACGAGAGAAUGACAAAGCAGAAGCCCAAGAGCGCCAGGAAGUAGAGAAGAAAGUGUUUAAGCAAAAAAUCCGACACAUGAUGUAUGAACACCAGCUUCAACUUGCGGAGAUGAUCAGUGAGGCGGAGAGGACUUUGGCUAUACGGGAGGAGGAGUAUCGACAAAAGGAGAGGAAUAGUGGUGGGGAGAUCCGUGAUGCCAAGUUGAUGCUGCGGGCGCAAGAAAAUGAGCAUCGAGAUAUGACGUCGGCCCUCACUCUUUCUCAUGACCAGGAGAUUGCGGAGCAGCAGCUUGCCUUUGAGCGAAAAAAUAAAGAAAUGCACCUUAUAUACGAAAAGAAAAUGAAAGAUCUACGGGAUGAAAUGGAUCAGCGGCGCCGGGAGGAGAUUGGUCUAAUAGAAAAGCGCAAGGGUGACCACAUUGCCGAACUUCGAGAAACGCACGAGCGCACUUUUAAGGAAAUGAAAGAAUAUUACAGUGAAAUUACUUCAAACAACUUGGAAACCAUUCGCACCCUAAAGGAUGAGGUUUAUGCUAGAAAACGGACUGAGGCACACAACGAACGGGCAAUGAUGGAUGUUGCACAAAGGAACAAAAAACUUACGGAGCCCUUAGCGAAGCUGCAGCGGCAGAAGCGAGAGCUAGAGCAGGAACUUAUUAAUUACUCUAGUGAUAGAGAUAAACUUCGGGAGAUGAAGAUGAAUGUGCGAGAACGAGAGCAGGAGCUGCGCACACUUUCAUGGGAAAACGAGGUUCUUUCUCAGCGCUUCGUUAAACUAGAAGAGGAUCGCGAUAUUAUCCUCAACAAAUACAACAAUAUGUUGCAAGACAUUCAAAGAAAGGCAACGUUUCGACGGGUUCUUGUUCAAAAUAAAUUGGAGCUUGUGCAGUCACAACUAGAGGGGCGUGAUGCUCGUUUAACAGAGUUGCUGAAAAGGGUCAAUAUAGACCCUGAGGGCAUAAGCGAAAUUGAACAUAGAGUGCGUGACUUAUCGUUGGAGAAGGAUGCCAUUAUUGGCGACCUCCAGCAUCUGAUUACUCAAUUGGCUGCGAAGCAGCAGGUGAUAGUGUCUACGUAUGAGGCGUACCUGAGGGGCAACGGCAUUUCUGGGGUAAGUGGGUAG
Trypanosoma cruzi is the source of this 1386-nucleotide messenger RNA. Its product is annotated as trypanin-like protein, putative. The coding region runs from base 1 to 1386 and encodes 461 amino acids. Gene Ontology annotation, cellular component: Golgi apparatus; microtubule; motile cilium. The transcript has a single exon. NCBI's taxonomy places the organism in Eukaryota, Euglenozoa, Kinetoplastea, Trypanosomatida, Trypanosomatidae. Gene Ontology annotation, biological process: cell motility. Gene Ontology annotation, molecular function: microtubule binding; small GTPase binding. The record is from RefSeq and is a predicted model, not a curated record.